AUGGCACACCUGCAGCUUUCGCAGGCCUUCGAACAAUCAUACAAAAGUUUCGAGGCUUACCCGUGCAACCUUGUCUACCAACCUUCCUAUCUUGGUGUUUUGAAGGCUUACAGGGAUCGGCUCAACAACGCUGCAGCCAAACUUUUCACAGCCAAUAAUGGAGAAGUUUACAUCCCAUUUCGAGAUUUACUUCCCAAUGAACAAGCAUUCGAGAAAAGAAACAUCUUCGAUGAUGAAGCGCUGAAGGACUGGAUCGGGGAUCGGUCAACCGUUGAUUCUCUUACCUCGACUCCUGUUGGAGAUUUAGCCACCAGGAGGGACCCCAAAUGUCGAUUCGUUUUCUUGUGGGGAGGACAUUCACGAAGACCGCUCAAUAUUACUCGUCAGAUGCUCAUUCGAAUAGCGAGCUAUCAUCAAGUCAUGCCCGAGUAUCUAGACUUCAUAUCUGUUUUUGGACAGCAAAGCUCUUCCCGGGAAUUGAGAUUUAGUGGCUUUCGCGAGCAAGUCUUGCUCAGCAAGCCUGUCAAGGGGUUAUCAAUGCCUAGCCUAGGUCGAAGUGGGCGGCAGUACCAGCUAUGCUAUAACCUGAAGUCUGUCGCUUGUCUGUCGGCCGCUGACACCACGUUGAAACAAAAAGAGUGGUCUAUUCGUCAGGCAGCUUUUUAUCAUCAGUUUGACGUCGGGCACGGAACGACCUUGUGGAUCGUUACGAAAGGCGAUCUGGAGAUCAAGGAACGACUUCAAGAAAUGACGGGUAAAGACGGACGACCAGAAGAUCGAGCCUUCGGCACGCCGGAAGAGUGUUUCCGAUCUAGCUUGGCUGUUCAUCUGUUAUACUGCCAUUGGUCAACAGAAGCGUGGCGCUGGUACCUUCAGUGGUUAGAAGAUGUAACGGAUCACGAGUCACACAUCGCUGUCCUCGGCCCCCGUGAUCCCAGCCGAGCGCGGCGCGAAUAUACCCCAGAAGAUCUCCAGACUCUUCAUCAUUACGAAGAGAAGACUCAUGAGGCUAUCAUGAUCCUUGAAGCUAACGCCGGUAUACUCACUUCUCUUCGCUCAUUUUAUACGCGCUUGGUGGACAGGAGAGAUUUUUCACUGCAGGGAAACUGCCAGGAAGACGUACUCACGUUCGCUGCGCGUGUGGAUGAUAUGGUGCAUGAUUCCAAAAUGCAGCUAUCGCGCGCCAGACUCCUCAGCAGAAUCGUCGCUGACAGGAAGAACUUGAUCCUACAGCAUCUUCAGCAUCAAGCGACAGAGAAGAUGGAGGCCUUGACCAUGAGUACCUACAACACCGGAGUAAUGUCUCAAAAAGAGGCAAUUGCUGUUCGCAUCAUAACUGUGGUGACCUUAGUCUAUCUGCCAGCAACAUUUGUAUCGACUUUCUUCAGUACGGAUGUGAUCAGAUUUCAGAAUCAAAAUGGUAACAGUGAUGCCACGAGCGGCUUGGCUACUUCUCCAAACGAGACUUUCUACGGAUCUUUCUCUAAGAUCGCCUUGUUCCGGUGGCUGCAAGUAACCCUGCCGUUGAGCGCCCUGACCCUGGCUAUUGGAUACAUAGCAUUCAGAAUAGCGGAUAAGAAGCGGAAACGUGCAUCACUUCCUCUCUACUGGACAGCAUCUAAGGCUGACACCUCAUGA
Molecule: messenger RNA, 1638 nt
Organism: Endocarpon pusillum Z07020
Lineage: Eukaryota; Fungi; Ascomycota; Eurotiomycetes; Verrucariales; Verrucariaceae
Exons: 6
Coding region: 1-1638 (545 amino acids)
Source: RefSeq, a predicted model, not a curated record